Recurvomyces mirabilis is the source of this 219-nucleotide messenger RNA. RefSeq names its product DASH complex subunit dad4 (gene DAD4). Gene Ontology annotation, cellular component: mitotic spindle; DASH complex. The transcript has 5 exons. NCBI's taxonomy places the organism in Eukaryota, Fungi, Ascomycota, Dothideomycetes, Mycosphaerellales, Teratosphaeriaceae. The record is from RefSeq and is a predicted model, not a curated record. Bases 1 to 219 code for a protein of 72 amino acids. Gene Ontology annotation, biological process: attachment of spindle microtubules to kinetochore.
AUGGAGAGCCCACACGAGCACCAGCAGAACCUACUGCUCUCUCGGAUCAUCACGAAUGUGGAGAAGCUUAACGAAGCAGUCAUGGCUUUGAACAAGAGCCUACAGGAAAUCAACGUCCAGAAUAUGAAUGUGGAAUUGGUGGCGCAGAUGUUCAAGAACUAUCAGAGCAAUGUGCUCUUCCAUCUCGAAGCCACCGACAGUCUUAAGGAACCGUCAUGA